CCCGGAUUUUUCAACAGUCGUCACUGAACAUCAUCAACAUCUUCUCUCUUUUCUUCUGUUUUCUCUUCAUCUUUCUUCUUCUCUUCCUCAUCCUCCUUAACCAUACACCCCAAAAUAAAAGUAACCCUUUUUUUUUGUUUCCCUUAAAUAUUUCUUCUUCUUAGCUCUAAACAUAAAACACACACACAAACACACACCACCUAACCAUUCAUUUCUCAAUUUCGGAAGCAGUUUCAUGGUGUCACAAAAAGGAAAGGUUUUGGGUUAAUUAUUAGAAGCAUGGAGAUAAUAACAAACGCCAACACCAACAUCAACACCACCAACGCCAACACCCCAACAGGUGCAAAGUCGCCAGAACCUGAAUCCGAGACUCCGACCCGGAUCCACCAACCCGGAUCCACAAACACAAAGCCCUUAUCUUUUUCCAAUGGAGUCUUAAAGCGCCACCACCCUCUCCAACACCACAACCCCCACCACCAUGCAAACCAACCCAUCACUGUCACCUACAAGGAAUGCUUGAAGAACCACGUCGCAAGCUUAGGUGGCCACGCCUUGGACGGUUGCGGCGAGUUCAUGCCCUCGCCGGCAGCCACCGCCGACGACCCAAGUUCCAUCAAAUGUGCCGCCUGUGGCUGCCACCGGAACUUCCACCGCCGGGAACCGGAUGAACCACCCAUUUCUCCGGUGACCCAUCAUGUGCUGGAGUACCAGCCCCACCACCGCCACCACCCUCCGCCGCCACCGCCGCCUUAUCGGAGCCCCAAUUCCGCGUCUCCGCCGCCGAUUUCGUCCUACCCAUCAGCACCCCACAUGCUCCUCGCCCUCUCCGGCGGCGGGCUCCCCAUCCCGCCAGAAAACACCGCCGCGCCGGCGAUGGGUUCUCACUCCCGGAAACGGUUCAGGACGAAGUUCACGCAGGAGCAGAAGGAGAAGAUGCACGAGUUCGCUGAGAAAGUGGGGUGGAAGAUGCAGAAGAGAGAUGAAGAAAUGGUUAUGGAGUUUUGCAAUGAGGUUGGUGUGGAUAGAGGGGUCCUCAAGGUUUGGAUGCACAACAACAAGAACACUUUUGGGAAGAGAGAUAACGGUAACGUUAACGCCAACGGCACCGCUCCAAAUGUUCUCGAACAUGGCAGCACUAUUAACGGCGGAAUUAACGGUAACGGUAACGGUAACGAUGAAGAGGAGAACAACGAUAACCAUAACAACAUCAACCUCGGUUCCCAGGAUCCGAAUCAGUACGAGAAUGAUAGUGGGACUAACGUUGGUACUAAUGGGUCUUCUUCUUCUUCUUGAUCUUUUAAUGGGAGAAAAAAAAAACUGAGAGUGAGAGAGAGAGAGAGAGAGAGAGAGAGAGAGAGAGAGAGAAUAAUGAUAUGUUUAGAUAGAGUAAGUAAUUAAGAGGUGGUACCGGUUAAUUACUUAAUUAGUCGUUUUUUUUUUGGUUUUAUUUUGAUUUAAUUGUUUAGUUUUUGUUAAUUAAUGAGAUGAUGGAGAUGAUCGAUUACCUUUGUUAACAUGGGAGAGAUGUUGAUGUUGAUAUCCGCAGGGAAUUUAUUUUUCUGGGUUCAUAACUUUCCUUUUGUUGAUUCUGUGGCUUAAUUAUAAUUAAAUGUUUAGUAUU
Abrus precatorius (Indian licorice) is the source of this 1621-nucleotide messenger RNA. RefSeq names its product zinc-finger homeodomain protein 9. Gene Ontology annotation, biological process: regulation of developmental process; regulation of DNA-templated transcription. The record is from RefSeq and is a predicted model, not a curated record. Bases 280 to 1293 code for a protein of 337 amino acids. Gene Ontology annotation, molecular function: DNA-binding transcription factor activity; transcription cis-regulatory region binding. Gene Ontology annotation, cellular component: nucleus. The transcript has a single exon. Lineage: Eukaryota; Viridiplantae; Streptophyta; Magnoliopsida; Fabales; Fabaceae.